GAGACAGUGUUUUGCCUACAAAGAAGAAAAUGUGUUUGGAGGAACAGCCAGAAAUCUCUCUCUGUUCUCUGGAUGAACUUGAAGCUAAGGAAUACUAGCUAGCAUCAUGGGUUUCUUUAAUCAUUUAACCUACUUUCUGGCUGCUGGUGCUGUUAGUCUGGGAAUCGGAUUUUUUGCUUUGGCAUCUGCUUUGUGGUUCCUGAUUUACAAACGAAGAGAAAUAUUUGGGAAUUCCAAAUUUAAAGCAACUGGUGAAAAUCAAGGGCCAUCCAAGCCAAAGCUUAAAGCUCACCCUCAAUAUGUUUUCAUUUCCCGGAACUUCCAUGUUGGCUGGUCACCAUUACAGAUGAAGAAGACAAAAAGGGAAGAGGCACAAAUAAAAGCUGUCCAAAGUCACUCUCAAAUUGAAUUCUGCCUCCUGGAUGCCACCAGCCAUGAGUCCCCUGGGAUGACCUCAAUAACAAAUGACAGCAGUAUGACAACACCGAGCUUAAAAUCAAUUUCUAGUUCUUACUGUAACCAAAGCAUAGAAGGAGCUGAAGAAUGGUAUUCUGAUGAUUGUUUAGAAACCAAGAAACCCUCAAAGAAUAUUUUACUCCAGGAGCCUAUAACUGAGAAGGUGCUCGCAUACCUAUCAUCCAUUUCUUUAGAAGAAUGGCCAGGAAACUCAGUGAAUGCAACAUUUUGUAAUGGGCAAAAAGCUGACAGCAUUAAGGAAAUGUUUAUACAAAAAAACAUAGAGGUUGGCAAACACAACCGUCACUUUGAUAUUGAAUGACAUUUUCCCUGUGAAAUCUGGUAUAGCGUGGUAAAGUUAAAACUGAAUUAUG
Molecule: messenger RNA, 830 nt
Organism: Arvicanthis niloticus (Nile rat)
Lineage: Eukaryota; Metazoa; Chordata; Mammalia; Rodentia; Muridae
Source: RefSeq, a predicted model, not a curated record